AUGGCAAAGCAACCAUCUUUGAAGAGAUCAGAUUCCAUUGCUGAGACCAUGCCCGACGCGCUAAAACAGAGCCGCUACCAUACCAAGAGAUGUUUCUCCAGGUUUCUGGCAAGCGGGAAGAGGCUGAUGAAGCACCAGAACAUAAUGGAGGAACUGGAAGCGACGAUCCAAGACAAGGGUGAAAGAGACAAGGUGUUGGAAGGGCUUCUCGGCUACAUCCUGAGUUGCACUCAGGAGGCAGCCGUGGUGCCACCUUUCGUUGCAUUCGCGGUGAGGCCUAACCCUGGCGUGUGGGAGUAUGUCAAGGUCGGGGCUGAUGAUUUGAGUGUAGAUGGCAUCUCCAGCUCUGAAUACCUGCAGUUCAAAGAAACGAUCUACGACGAAAAUUGGGCAAAAGAUGAGAAUGCACUGGAAGUGGAGUUUGGAGCAUUUGAUUUCUCUUCCCCUCACCUUACUCUUUCAUCCUCCAUUGGAGAUGGAGUCAAGUACAUCUCAAAAUUCUUGUCACCAAAGCUUGUUGCUAGCUCCCACUCUUCAAAGAAGUUGGUAGACUAUCUAAUAGGCCUCAACUACCAUGGAGAUAACCUUAUGAUAGAUGAGACAUUGGACACACCAUCAAAGCUCCAAGGAGCAUUGAUAGUAGCUGAAUGCUUUCUUGCAUCACUUCCACAAGACACACCAUGCCAGGAUUUCCACCAAAGCCUGAGAGCAUGGGGAUUCGAGAAGGGAUGGGGGGACACGGCUGGAAGGGUUAAGGAGACGAUGGUGAUGCUCUCCGAGUCGCUUCAAGCACCCGAUGGAGAGAAAUUGGAGCAGCUGUUCAGUAGGAUUCCAAACAUGUUCAACAUUGUCAUCUUCUCCCCACAUGGAUUCUUUGGUCAAGCUGAUGUUCUUGGGUUGCCCGACACCGGGGGCCAGGUGGUUUACAUUCUUGAUCAAAUGAGGGGAUUGGAGGAGGAAUUGCUUCAGAGGAUCAAACUGCAGGGACUUAACUUGAAGCCGAAGAUCAUUGUGAUAACAAGGCUGAUACCAGAAGCUCGAGGCACGAAAUGCAACCAAGAAGUAGAGCCAAUUGAGAACACGAAGCACUCUUACAUUCUCAGACUUCCUUUCAAGACAAACGGCAGACCAGACCUCAUCAUGGGGAACUAUAGUGAUGGGAACUUGGUGGCCACUCUUGUGGCCAGGAAACUUGGAAUACCUUUGGGGACAAUUGCUCAUGCUUUGGAGAAAACGAAAUAUGAAGACUCAGAUGCCAAGUGGAAGGAACUCGAUCCGAAGUACCAUUUCUCAUGCCAAUUCACAGCUGACAUGAUUGCAAUGAAUGCAGCUGAUUUCAUCAUCACCAGCACUUACCAAGAAAUUGCUGGAAGCAAGGAAAAGUCAGGACAGUAUGAGAGCCACACCGCUUUUACCAUGCCAGGGCUAUGCCGAGUCGUGUCAGGAAUCAACGUUUUCGAUCCGAAGUUCAACAUUGCUGCACCUGGAGCUGAUCAAUCUGUCUACUUCCCAAACACCGAGAAGUCGAGAAGGCUGACCACUUUCCAUCCUGUCAUUGAAGAGCUGCUCUACAGCAAGGAUGAGAACAAUGAUCACAUUGGGUAUCUGAAUGAUCCGAAGAAACCGAUAAUAUUCUCCAUGGCGAGGCUGGACACAGUGAAGAACGUGACAGGGCUCACAGAGUGGUAUGGAAAGAACAAGAGGCUAAGGAACUUGGUCAACCUCGUCAUAGUUGGAGGAUUUUUCGAUCCAUCGAAAUCAAACGACAGAGAAGAGAUGGCUGAGAUUAAAAAGAUGCAUACUUUGAUGGAGAAGUACCAACUGAAGGGACAAAUGAGAUGGAUUGCAGCUCAAACCGAUAGGUACCGAAAUGGAGAGCUCUACCGUUGCAUUGCAGACACCAAAGGAGCAUUCGUGCAACCUGCAUUCUACGAGGCGUUUGGUCUUACAGUGAUCGAGGCCAUGAACUGUGGACUGCCAACUUUUGCAACCAUUCAUGGAGGGCCUGCAGAGAUAAUUGUCGAUGGGGUCUCGGGCUUCCACAUUGAUCCUUACAACGGAGAUGACAUGGGGAACAAGAUUGCCGAGUUUUUCGAGCAAUGCAAGGCGGAUCCUGCUUAUUGGAAUCAAAUGUCAGCUUCUGGUCUUAAGAGAAUCAACGAAUGCUAUACUUGGAACAUAUAUGCAAAGAAGAUGAUAAACAUGGGGUCAAUCUAUGGAUUCUGGAGGCAGUUCAACAAAGAAGAGAAGCUUGCUAAGCAAAGAUACAUUCAGACGUUUUACAACCUCCAUUUCAGGACACUGGCCCGGAGGUUCCAUACUCGAGAGGCUAAAAGUAGGCAAUCCAUCGGUAGCUGAUAGGGUUGACGGUGUGAAUGGGGCAAUGAGUAGAUCUCGAAGCCGAAAGUUCUUCCGGAUGUUAUCUAUGUUUAUAGUGGCUUAUGCGCUCGUCAGAGUGUAUUAUUUAUUCAAGUGAAGGUGGCAACUUGGAAAGCAAGCAAGUAAGCAAGCAAGAAAGCAUGGUUGUAAAUGAAUAAUGUACUUGUACGCUAUUUCUCCACUGACAUCAAUAAAGAUGAUGACUUAACUCAAUAUAUCGAUUCUGAAAACAAGC
Messenger RNA from Linum tenue, 2614 nucleotides. The record is from the annotation of a GenBank genome assembly. Lineage: Eukaryota; Viridiplantae; Streptophyta; Magnoliopsida; Malpighiales; Linaceae.